UGUCAUUCCUCCCUCUUUUGAGUCUAUACCACAUUCUUCUUCUUCUUCUUCUUUUUUUUUCUUUUUAAGAAAAAGAAAUCUCGGUGCGGAGAAUUAACAGUUAUGGCUGCUCCCCAAGGCUACCCUCUCCUCUGCUUGGAGAACCCCCUUCUGGAUAUCCAAGCUGUCGGUGACGACUCUCUCCUCGAGAAGUAUGGACUCAAAGCCAACGAUGCUAUCCUUGCCGAAGAGAAGCACAUGGGCCUCUACGAAGAAUUGCUCCAGCACCGUGAUGCCAAGCUGAUUGCUGGUGGUGCCGCUCAGAACACUGCUCGUGGCGCUCAGUACAUCCUUCCGGAUAACUCGACUCUCUACAUUGGCUGUGUCGGUAAGGACAAGUACGCCGACAUCCUCCAGGACGCCUGCAAGAAGGCUGGUGUCCACACCGAGUACCGCGUCGAUGAUGCUCAGCCCACUGGCAAGUGCGGUGUCAUUAUUACCGGCCACAACCGCAGCAUGUGCACUCACCUUGCUGCAGCCAACGAAUACAAGGUGGACCAUCUCAAGCAGCCUCACAUCUGGUCGCUUGUCGAGAAGGCCCAGUACUACUAUGUUGGUGGCUACCACUUGACAGUCUGUGUCCCCGCGAUCCAGGCCCUAGGUGAAGAGGCCGCUGCGAAGAACAAGGUCUUUAUGCUGUCUCUCUCCGCUCCCUUCAUUCCCCAGUUCUUCAAGGACCAGCUUGACAGUGUCCUCCCCUACACCGACUACACAUUCUGCAACGAGACAGAGGCUGUUGCUUACGCCGAGAGCCACGAAUGGGGCACCACCGACAUUGUCGAGAUUGCGAAGAAGCUGGCUCAGCUGCCCAAGAAGAACACCAACCGCUCCCGAAUUGCCGUUGUGACCCAGGGCACUCUGCCCACCAUCACCGCUACUGUUACCACCAGCGGUGAAGUCGAAGUCAAGGAGUUCCCUGUGCACGAAAUUUCGAAGGACGCCAUUAAUGACACCAACGGUGCUGGUGAUGCUUUUGCCGGUGGUUUCGUCGCCGGAGUUGUGCAGGGCAAAUCCCUUGAAGAGAGCGUCGACCUCGGCCAGUGGCUCGCGAAGUUGAGCAUCCAAGAGUUGGGACCUUCCUACCCCUUCCCCAAGCAAACCUACACUUCUGGACGCUCAUAAAUGUCCCUCUGGCACUACUCUCGCCAAUUGGCAAUAAAAUCUCUUCGACUUCAUCUAUUAUCAUUACUUAGGAUUCAACCUUCUAUACCCCCGUUGUCCUUGACUUAACGUCUUAGACUUUGCUUUGCUUAUUCUACUUACAUUACUCUUCAAGUGGAAAAGGCGCUACCAUCACAUUAUGAUAUUAUCUUGAUGAACACGCGAUAGACGGGAUCUGCAGAAAAAGGCGUUCUCAACAACGAUUUAAUAUUGAAUUUUAAUGCAUCUCUUGAAUUGUUCUCUUGCUUAUUUACUUAUGCAUCCGUUCGAUAAGUAUAACUUCAACACUAAAUGCCACAUCAUAAACGAUGCA
Messenger RNA from Aspergillus nidulans FGSC A4, 1513 nucleotides. Its product is annotated as adenosine kinase. Gene Ontology annotation, molecular function: kinase activity; adenosine kinase activity. The transcript is spliced from 7 exons. The record is from RefSeq and is a predicted model, not a curated record. The coding region runs from base 103 to 1161 and encodes 352 amino acids. Lineage: Eukaryota; Fungi; Ascomycota; Eurotiomycetes; Eurotiales; Aspergillaceae. Gene Ontology annotation, biological process: purine-containing compound biosynthetic process; purine ribonucleoside salvage; AMP salvage.